GCGGCUCCGCUCGGCUCCUGUGCGGCUGCCGCGGGGCCGGGGCCGGCAGCGAUGUUGGCCGGGCCGGGGCCGGGGCUGCUGGCCUUGGCCUUGGCCUUGUGGCCGGCAGGGCUCUGGGCACAGCCGAGGCUGCAGGAGGCCGGCGGAGGGCAGCGAGCGCCCGGGGACUCCGUCACCCUCUCCUGCCGCGGAUCCGGAUUCACCUUCAAGGAUCGUUAUAUUCGAUGGUACCGUCAGUCACGUGGAGGAAGCCUCGCGUGGGUGUCCUUUAUUAGUUAUGAUCCCACCGUUUCUUAUUUUGAUCAGUCAGUGCAGGGGCGGGCCAAGAUGUCCCGGGACAAUUCCCGGUCCGAGGCUUACCUCUCCCUGCUGACCCUGCAGCCCCGUGACUCUGCCCGGUACAUCUGCGCUGUUCACACGUGGAACAUGCAAAGCCCCUGCAGAGUCCUGGGCUGCCUUUGCUGCAGGGCAGGGGUCCGGGAAGGCUUUGACAGGAAGAGGCAGCUGGAGAAGUGUCAUCACUGGGGAGCCAGGAGGGUGCAGGGCCAGAGUGCAGGGAGCAGCAGUCACUGGGCAGGUGACCUUGGAGCAGUUCCAAAGGAAGUGACCGUUCAAAAGGGAGAUGAAUUCACCUUCCACUGCAGCAUGAAGGAAGGUGAUAUGAGCAGGUACUACAUGCACUGUCUUAGCAGUGUGAGGAAAGCUAAGCUUAUAUUUGGACCAGGGACGACUCUCACAGUUCUACCAAACAUUUCAAAAACUUCUGACCCUCAAGUCAUUGUGAUGAAAUCAAAGAAACUGGAAGGAGGUGGCAGCUCUGGGAACGCAGCUUGUUUGGCAAGGAACUCCCCUACAAAGAACAUCAGCUUGGAGAUGCCCUCUCAGGAGGUGGUCUAUGAGCAGAGCACAUCCAUUUUGACGUCAGAGGGCUUGUACAGUGCAAUUAAAGUGGUCAGGGUGACAGAAGACACAGAGGUGACCUGCACGGCCCAGUUCGACAACCGCACGAUAACAGCACAGCCAGAAGAAGAGGCUGAAGAACCAGUAACAGGGUUUGGGGAGCCAAACAGAACCAGAACAGAGUCAGGGGCCAGUGACCGGGUUUGCAACAGCACAGAGCCCUCAGCACAAGAUGCUGGAGGGCAGAGAGUGAACAUGCUGUCCAUGGCUGUGUUGGGUUUGAGAGUCCUGCUGGCAAAGAGCAUCGCCUUCAAUGCCCUCAUGAGCAUCAAGUUGUUUCUUUUCUGAGACAUGGGGAAUGAACCCAAAGAAGAGCAGGAAAGAACGUGAACCAGCAGCACAAGGGGGUGGAACAAGCAGGGCCAGAGCUGCUGACAGAGACCACCCAGGACACAAGGCAGCACCUUCCCCUGAAGACAUGCAACACUGUUCACUCCUGCCUGGCCAGCUGAUUUACACUGAAGACUUUUAAGGGCUUUUGCUGUUUCCUCUCCUCUGAACACUGAGGAGAGUGGAUUUAUCCUCAUCCUCCUGCUAAGUCGAUCCCCCCACUCUCCUGGCAUUUGCACACCAGUGUCCAACCAGCUUCAAUAGCUUUGAAAACUCCAGUGCUCACUGCAGAUAGAUGGCCUUUGAAAAGCACCUCUCCCAGGCAUGUUGUGUUACUGCCUGUGGAACUGGAGUAGCGCUGCUGAGGCAAUUCCAGCCCAGGAGCUGCCAUUUCUAGAUUUGGGUUUAAAUAGUUUCCAUAUCCAAAAGUGUGUACUGGAGAUAAGAAGAGAUCUGUAGAAUCUGGAGUGAUUUCAUUCUACUACAUGAUGCUCAUUUCUUGAUUAAGCCUGUAUUUCUUCUGCCAAAUGGAUUACAUGUGAAUUUUAGGAUCUUUCAGUAGUGACAAAAAUAAAGUUGUGCUAGGCCAAAAUG
Messenger RNA from Haemorhous mexicanus (house finch), 1884 nucleotides. RefSeq lists its product as uncharacterized. Lineage: Eukaryota; Metazoa; Chordata; Aves; Passeriformes; Fringillidae. The coding region runs from base 52 to 1248 and encodes 398 amino acids. The transcript is spliced from 9 exons. Gene Ontology annotation, molecular function: immunoglobulin receptor binding; antigen binding. Gene Ontology annotation, biological process: defense response to bacterium; phagocytosis, recognition; positive regulation of B cell activation. Gene Ontology annotation, cellular component: immunoglobulin complex, circulating; external side of plasma membrane; blood microparticle. The record is from RefSeq and is a predicted model, not a curated record.